Clonostachys byssicola is the source of this 984-nucleotide messenger RNA. Lineage: Eukaryota; Fungi; Ascomycota; Sordariomycetes; Hypocreales; Bionectriaceae. The record is from the annotation of a GenBank genome assembly.
AUGUCUAUAGAGGAGACAGUCAAGAAAGCUACUGACCAGAUCUUAGAUCUGUGUCGAGUGCACAACUCAUAUCCCAUGUGGACAGUCACAGAUAAGGUGUCCAAGCUAAGCCCGAACCCUCGCGCCAAGCCUGUCAAAUGGUCAUGGAACGACAUGCGGAAGAUCCUGAUGGACACAGCCGCCAUCGUCCCCGAGUCCAUGGCAGAGCGCAGGGCCAUGAUGAUGGUCAAUCCUGGAAUCCCGAGCGGCGGUGGCCCUUCCCCAUACACAACUGACACGCUGUACGCCGGAUUCCAAACCGUUCUCCCGGGAGAGACAGCGCCGGCGCACAGGCACAUGGCCUACGCUGUUCGACUCAUUCUCGAAUCUGAGAAAGGAUUCACUUCUGUUGCAGGCCACAAAAUCUAUCUAGAGCCUGGUGAUCUAGUCUUGACGCCUUCGUGGCAGUGGCAUUAUCAUGGCAACGAUGGCAGCAAGCCGACCAUCUGGGUGGAUUGCCUGGAUAUCCCGGUCCAUGUGUUUGGCCGCAUAAACUUUCUUGAGUUGUACGAGGCGCCCAAGGUCCCUGAUCUGGUAACGGAGGGUAGUCCAUUCCACUUCAAAUGGACGACAGCCUUGGAAGCAUUGCAGAGCCAAGACAAACCUCACAUGGUUUAUAACUAUCAAACAAAUGGCAAUCACUUCUCGAAAACCAUUUCCGCUCAGGCUGAGAGGAUUCAGAAGGGGUAUAGCACACCACCGUUUCAGGAAACCUGUUCAUUUAUAUAUGUUGUGAACAGCGGAAGCGGUAGCACCAAGAUUAAGACACCUUCUGAGGAGAUCACCGUUGAUUGGCAGGAGAAGGAUGUCUUCGUUGUUCCUGCAUGGUCAUGGGUGGAGCACAGGGCUGGGGAUGCUGCAGAUGCAUACCUGUGCGCGUUGACGGACAGGGCUCUGAAUGAGAAUCUAGGCUUGUACAGAAAAACGUAUCCUAGCAAAAAGUAG